Molecule: messenger RNA, 1725 nt
Organism: Rodentolepis nana
Lineage: Eukaryota; Metazoa; Platyhelminthes; Cestoda; Cyclophyllidea; Hymenolepididae
Source: the annotation of a GenBank genome assembly
AUGUUAUCGACCCUUUGCACCAAGGUACCCGAGACAAUAUCUUUAAGUGACUCCCCUACCCUCUCACCAACAAAUGUCUCAACUUUGUCCAACUUCUCCUUCAAUGAUUCAACCCCUCUCCUUCUUCAUGACGCAGAAAAAAACAGCAACAGUGAUUUGGGAAAUUAUAGUCUUCUGAAUCAUCUGCGUCGACUCAUGCUCGGUACUUCCGCAUCCUUCCAGUUUAGAAGACUUCAAGAUAGUGAGAUGGAAGAAGACGCUCGAACAGUCGUGACAUAUAUCUCUCUUGGAGCUUCAACCCCACUUCAGCAACGCCAUAUGAACUGCCAACAAUCGAAGGCUGUGAGUAAUACCGAGAUUAAAAAUGUGCUCCGAACCAAGGGUUUGGCCAAACCAAUAAGACGCCAAAAGUCGCCUAAGAAACGACACGUUAGUUGGAAGGAUUUGGAGCCGGGAUUUACCGAAGAGAAAGAUGUCUUCAACCGCCACUCAAUGUAUCUUCCCUCUCUGGAAGAAAUUCAAACAGACAAUGAGGAACGAGCCAGAAGGCGUCACAGUUACACUGAAGUGAACGAUCUUGCCUAUCCCCUACCACACAUCGCUCCGCCCUCUUCAAUUCCACUUCGUCAAAGUUUGCUGAAGCGGCAAAAUCACCAACACCAACAGAAUCAGAGACCAUCCAUAACCGUACCAUUAAUGCCAAUUGAAGGAACUGACUUUGAUGAACGCAAAGAGAGGUAUAAAGUUCAACUUCGUCAUUUCAAGCAUCGACGUCGGUAUAGCGAUUGGUACUUCACCCUCUACGAAUUUGACAAACCCGAAAAUCCUGAAGAGUCUUUGGCACUAGAUAGUCAUCUUUUCGACACAAUCUUAUCCCGACUUCACGGAAUCUAUGCGCUCUCCCUGAACAGUGCAUUCGACCCAAAAAAUAAUAGUACUCAACGGAAUCCGCCUGCCCGUCUUUGCUUUGAACGUCUUCCAGAGUUGCCAAUACCCCAGAAUAAUAACAUUAGACGGCAUCAUCGAAGACAACGUCGUUGUGAAAGUCGUUAUAUAUGCAAUUCCCCACCCGGCUGUCUAUCUUGCAUCUCCUUCGGUAUGUUUGAUUCCACCUCACCGCACAAUCCCGGCCAACUCUUCUGCCCUGAAGGAAGUUUGUCAGGGGAGAUAAGGUCAUUUUACUGUCAUGGUUGUGGGAGGAACAUGACCGGUGGUUCGAGUCUAAUCAGUGUUGUGGGAAGUGCAGGAUCAGAUCAGAAGCCUGAGUUCUGCUAUUCCAUGACUCGAUCCGUAGAAUUCUAUAAAUUCGCACGAACAAUACAGCUGUUGAAACAUAGUGAGAGUAGACUAACAGAGAACAGACGGCGUCACAGAACUUCACCCGGCAAACACAAUCCAGCUUCCAAAACACCUCAUGAUAGGGCCUUCCGAGCCCCGAAGCGUUCUCGGCAUCGUUCCAGUGGACUUCAUCAUCCACGUGAAUCCAUUUCAGUGCCUCCACUGACACCCUUCCCGCAAUCAUUUCUCAAAAUUGACAAUCCAGUUCCUUCAGCAACUUCAACACGAAAUUCCAAUCGUGAGAAACGCAAGAAGGUGCGUCGAGUAAUGCACAAGAGAAUGAGUCAACAACGCGUUGCUGAUUGGUUGGUUUCGACACACGGUAACCAGGCCACUAACACUACCACCACCCCUGCAUCCUGCACACCCCCUCUCAUUGUCUUUUAA